Molecule: messenger RNA, 1079 nt
Organism: Eurytemora carolleeae
Lineage: Eukaryota; Metazoa; Arthropoda; Copepoda; Calanoida; Temoridae
Exons: 2
Coding region: 199-852 (217 amino acids)
Source: RefSeq, a predicted model, not a curated record
UGCGGGUUCUGCUAUUUUUCUCACGAGAAAUCAAGAAGAACGUAUUUAGAGCUGAGGGCGGGGUUUAGAGCUCCCUACGCGCAGGAGACUUUAACUCUGCAAAGAAGGGUGACGCGUGUGGUAUAUAAACCAAGAAUAGCUGGUACAACGGCACUUCAGCUCGAAACUCUCUCGUGGGAAGUGCAGAGUAAUUUUAUCAUGAAUACUAAGUUUUUUGCCGUUCUCUUCUUCGCAGUUGCAGCUCAAGCUGCUCCCGCAGCUGAUGCUGAGGCUGAUCCUCAGUAUCUUGCCGCUCUAGCUGCUCCCUACCAUGCUACCAACUGUGUAACUGAAAACGAGGUCCUGAUUACCCAAGCUUGUACUCCUUCUGCCGAGAAUGUUUGCACCACCGAGGUUGUUGAUACCGAGGAGAUCGAGUACGAGAAGGUGUGCAAGGAUGUUGUUGACACUCUCUGUGAUGGGCCCGCCGCUGUUGCCGCUGUUGCCCCUGUUGUUGCCCACGCUGUUGUGAAGAGGGAAGCUGAUGCUGAAGCUGAUCCUCAGUUCUACGGACUUGGUGGAUAUGCUGCUCAUGCUGUUGCCCCUGUUGCCCACGCUGUUGCCCACUCCGCUGUCGCCACCGUGAAGCACGCCUGCAGGGAGGUCACCACCCAGCACUGUGUUGACAACCCCAAGAUCAAGAUUGUCCCCGUUGAGGUCCAGCACUGCCACACCGUCACCAAGGUCAAGUGCGCCGAUGUUGAGAACACCAUCCCCAAGACCACCUGCGAGCCCGUUGAGACCACCCAUGUCUCCUCCUACGCCCUUCCCUACGCCGGAUACGGUUAUGCCGGAUACGGAUACGGAAAGUAAAUAAUCCCCUUCCUUCAUCUUCAAGUUCAAGAAUUCACUCAGAAAUAGAUAAAUUCAGAAUAAUCCCAAAGACUUAUAUUGUGUUUGUAUCAACAAAUGGUUUCCCAGUAUCGACCUGAGAUCUUGGAGGGAAUAAACCACAAUAAUCUCCAGUCCCUUCAUAUAAAAUUAAUCUUAAAAUAUGAUGUAUGAGGUGCCGAUUUGAUUGCAAUAAAAAUAUAAAUGUA